Medicago truncatula (barrel medic) is the source of this 2522-nucleotide messenger RNA. RefSeq lists its product as uncharacterized. The transcript is spliced from 10 exons. Bases 250 to 2271 code for a protein of 673 amino acids. The record is from RefSeq and is a predicted model, not a curated record. NCBI's taxonomy places the organism in Eukaryota, Viridiplantae, Streptophyta, Magnoliopsida, Fabales, Fabaceae.
AUCGUUAGUAUUAUUUCCAGACUCAUAGGGAAACAGCGUAACAAUAACAAUAAUUUCGCGUGCAACAAUUACAAUUACACACACUAAGGUCAAGCCCACACACUCUUUCACUAAUCUUUUCGCAUUCUAAUCCCUAUUUCACGUUAUAUAAUCAUAUUCAUUCUUGUUCCUAUUUCAAUCACUUUUCCAUUCUUAUUCCCAAUUCUCAUAAUUCAAUAAUUCAUUUUAGAUACGUGAAACCGUGUGAUCAUGGGUUUCAAUUCUGUCUAUAGAUCUUUGCUCGAUAUUUUUCCACAGGUUGAUUCGAGGUUGUUGAGGGCAGUGGCUAUUGAACACUCAAAGGAUGCUGAUAUGGCCGCCGAAGUUGUUCUUAUGGAAAUCAUCCCAGCAAUUUCCAAAAAAUUACUUCCAGCAUCCCCUUCACGGGAUACAAAUCCUAGAGUCAUAGUGAACCUGGAAGAUGAAAGUGAAAGUGAAGAUGAAGGGGAGAUAUUGGCUCGUCAUAAGCUUGUUAAAAGUAUGGAUGUUGGUUCUUCUUCUUCUUCACAUUAUGUACAUCAAGAAAUCGUCAAAUCUGCCAGCUCUUCUUCUGGACCAGAUCUGAAUGUUACAGUAACUUCUCCACAAGUUAAAAGCCCUGUAGCAUUUAUAAACCUUGAAGAUGAAAGUGAGGAUGAAGGGAAAAGGUUGGUGCAGUAUCAACCUGUUGAAGAUACUGAUGUUGGGUCUUCAUCAUCAUUGGCAUCAUCAUAUUCUAGACCUGUACAGAUCAUCAAAGCCGCAGAUUCUUCUUGUGGACUGGAUCUGAAUGUAGCUCUUAAUGACUCUACACUUUCAAAUGCCAGUGAGCUAAAUGAUGAAACCAGUCAAUUUUUUGGGGUAAAUAAUGAUGGUAACUUAACUAGAGAUAUCUCUAGUGAAAUUGCCCAGGAAACAUCAAAUGGAUUUUGGCACGAAACUAGUGAAUAUUUUGAUCAGGGACGACUUGUGGAUGUCAUCGUUGAAAAUUUGGCAUCUUCAGGUGUAUAUCACGUGUUGGAGACGGAACAGAUAAAUGUUACAGAGGAGGCUGCCUCCAUGACUAACAAUGGCAAUGGAACUGUGAACAAUCUGAAUGAAGAGUGGGUAGAUUUUGUUCCUACAGCUGAAGAUUAUGAUGCCACUAUCUGCAAUACAAGUCACGGAUUGGAAAAAUCUGAAACUAUCUUGAUCGAGUUAGGAGACUCUGAAGUUCAAACAGUGUCUCAAGUUCAGGGGCUUCCACUAAAUGCUCAAGAUCUUCAGACAGAGUUGAAUACUAAUCAUUCCACCAUUGUUGGCGAAAAUAGUCAUGCUGUAGAUGAGAUUGAUGAGAAUACGACACUUAGCAAAUAUAAUCCAGCAUGCAGUAUUGAUAUGCUUGAGGAGACCAUUGAUGAAGCAAAAACAAAUAAGAAAACCUUGUUUUCAUCAAUGGAAUCUCUUAUCAACUUGAUGAGAGAGGUGGAACAUCAGGAGAAACUUGCAGAGCAGGCCAAUAUAGCAGCGACCACCGGAGGGUUUGAUAUUCUGGAUAGGGUAGAAGAGUAUCAAGCCAUGUUGGUGCACGCUAAAGAAGCAAAUGACAUGCAUGCUGGGGAAAUUUAUGGAGAAAAGGCAAUUCUGGCGACUGAGCUGAAGGAACUUCAAUCACGUCUGUCCAGCUUGUCUGGUGAAAGGGAUGAGUCUCUUGCAAUUCUUGAUGAGAUGCGCCAAAGUCUUGAAUCUCGAUUAGCUGCAGCAGACAUGUUGAGGAAAGCGGCGGAGCUUGAAAAGCUUGAAAAAGAGGAGUCGGCAAGGGCGGCACUUCUGGAACAAGAAGCCAUGAUGGAGAAGGUAGUACAGGAAUCACGGAGACUACAGCAGGAAGCUGAAGAGAAUUCAAAGUUACGGGAGUUCCUGAUGGAUCGUGGGCAGGUUGUUGAUACGUUGCAAGGAGAAAUUUCUGUUAUCUGUCAGGAUAUUAGACUUCUGAAAGAGAAAUUUGAUGCAAAUCUUCCUUUGAGUAAAUCAUUCACAGCAAGUCAGACAAGUUGCAUCUUAGCUUCUUCAGGUUCAUCCCACAAAACUGUGGCAUCUAAUGUGGGUUCUGAGCAUAGUGAUUCUUCCGAAGUACUCAAGAUCACCCAGGCAGCCCCAAUUGUUUUCAAUGGUGGGGAAGAGGAGAGGUCCGAAGAAGAACACAAUGCUCUUAUUGAUGAUGGGUGGGAUAUUUUUGACAAAGAUGCAGAACUGGACUGUGGAGUUUUCUAACUUUUUGUUCUCUCCAAGAGAAGGAAAAAUAUUUCCUACUGCUGUUUAUACCUCAAAAUAAACUUCACAAUUCCUUUGGAUGUUAUUAACUGCUUUUAUAUUUCAGUAUAAAACGGUAUUAGAUGGUAUGUAAUAGCGACACGAGAUCUAGAACAACUUAUUAUCCGUUCAGUUUUGGUUGACUGGUUAUUAUUUCCAAGUUUUGUACAAAAAUUGCUUAAUAGGGAGUCGUUUUGGGAUUUUGUUUAUAA